Messenger RNA from Branchiostoma floridae (Florida lancelet), 3887 nucleotides. RefSeq names its product ubiquitin carboxyl-terminal hydrolase 48-like. Lineage: Eukaryota; Metazoa; Chordata; Leptocardii; Amphioxiformes; Branchiostomatidae. Gene Ontology annotation, cellular component: cytosol; nucleus. The coding region runs from base 224 to 3529 and encodes 1101 amino acids. Gene Ontology annotation, molecular function: protein binding; cysteine-type endopeptidase activity; cysteine-type deubiquitinase activity. The transcript is spliced from 31 exons. Gene Ontology annotation, biological process: protein deubiquitination. The record is from RefSeq and is a predicted model, not a curated record.
GUAGAACAACAUGGCCGACUGAGGAAUUAUUGUCAGGGGGAUUACGAACAUAGCUUGAUUUUUCGGCAAAUUCGGUGCAUUUUGCACCUUUAACAGUAGUGCGAACUGAACAACAAAGGAAACAGGAGAUCCUGACUACUUAUAACCCGAUUGUGUAAGAAGCUGCUUUCUCUACGAGCGAAGAUUCUAUCAGGAGUAGAAGAUAAGGUGGAGGAGGAACAAGAUGCCUCCCAAGUCGAGACAGACUCAAAACCCUAACAGACAGGCCUGGCAGUGGGCGGACACCACGGAACCCGCCAGGAUCUCACAACAAAACGUAGAGACGGCCUACAGAAUCAGACUCAAGGCUUGUCCCAGGGAUGGCCGGAGAAACUGUAAGAACAAUCCCAACUGUCUUGUUGGUCUGGGUGAGUCCCAGUGGCUGGGGGAGAUUGACGAUGAAGCGUUCCAAGAGAUAGAGGACCCAAACAACGAGAGGAGGGCUGAGGGUUCCUUUGUUGGCCUAAAGAACCUGGGAGCCACAUGUUAUGUCAACACAUUCCUGCAGGUGUGGUUCCACAACCAAGAGUUCCGCUCAGCCAUGUACCAGUACCUGGAACCUGAUAUUCCCAAAGGCGACAGGAGAACCAGAAGUCCUCCAAGUUCCCCUAAGAAGACCUCGCCAGUUAAGUCAUCACCCCCCUCUCCGAGGAAACAGACUGGUUCUGCCCAUGGGGAGGAUGUGGUAUCAUCCACUACAGGCUGUCUACAGGGAUCCCCCAAGAAAGACGGCUCCCCUCCCACAUCCCCGAAAAAGCCGCCCCCUCCCAUGGAGAAGGAUGAGGACUUGAUGCCGACCACUGUGUGUGGACAUCUGCAGUUUAUCUUUGCCUUGUUACAGAACAGCAGUCGCAGGUACAUAGAUCCAUCAGCCUUUAUUCAAAGCCUUGGGCUGGACACAGCUUUGCAACAGGAUGCACAGGAGUUUUCCAAGCUACUGAUGUCUCUGCUAGAGGACAGCACCAGGUACCAACCAAACCCCUGGGUUCGAGAUAUUAUGCAACAGUUCAGAGGGCAAUAUGCUUAUGUGACAAGGUGCAAUCGUUGUUUCCAGGGCUCGUCUCGUCCGUCCCAGUUCUAUGAGCUGGACCUGAACAUUCAGGGCCACACAGACCUGAGCCAGUGUGUAGAGGAGUUCUUACAGGAGGAGAAGCUGGAGGGGGAUAACCAGUACUUCUGUAGUUUCUGUCAGAGUAAACAGAACGCAGCCCGUCUCAUCACACUCCUGUCUCUGCCUCGGGUUCUUAACCUGCAACUGCUGAGAUUCGUUUUUGACAGGAAUACUGGACACAAGAAGAAGCUUAACAACUAUGUCAGGUUCCCAGAAGUGUUGGACAUGAGCAGGUACCUGCGAAAGCCAGAAAACGAGGUUGUGUACGAGCUGCAGGCAGUUCUGAUCCACCGCGGGCACAGCGCGUACAGCGGGCACUACAUCGCUCACAUUAAAGAUAAGGCCAGCAGCUGCUGGUACAAGUUCAACGAUGAGGAGAUUCAGAAGAUGGAGGGGAAGAAACUACAGCUGGGCUGUGAAGAAGACAUUGAGGGAGGCCAGAAGCAACCUAAGAAGCCCAAACUGCAGAAAGGAAGUCAUGCCUCCAGAAAUGCCUACAUGUUGGUGUAUAACAGGAGGAUGCCAGAAGGUGAGGUUAUAGGUGACCCCCUGCCUGUGGAAACAGCCAUUCCUGACAGGCUGAUGCAGAUGGUCCACAGGGACAACCAGAAGUUUGAGGAGUGGGUCAGGGAGAUGAAGGACAUGAGACAACAGAGUGUAGUAUCAGGGAAGGCCAGGCAUCAGGAGAUUACAGAACUGUGUGACCUCAUGCCAGCUGAGGAGGGAGAAACAUAUGAGUGGAUCAGUACAGAUUGGCUGAGGGAGUGGCUGAGUGAAUCCAACGCCCCUCGCGGGGUGGACAACUCCAAACUCACAUGUACUCAUGGAAGGGCAGACCCACACAAAGUGUCUGAUAUGAAGAGAAUCAGCAAACAAGCAGCUGAGAUGCUUUAUUCUAAGUAUGGUGGAGGGCCACACUUGUCAGAUGAUGCGUCCCUGUGUUGGGAGUGUGUGAGACAAACCUGUGCACAGUUACAUGCCAAGGCUCGGGUGGCAGAGGACCACAAGUUCAUCACCAGUGCCAACAGGGAGAAGGUGGACAGGAACAAGGCAUACUGGGUGGGGAAAGAUUCCCUGAGAGUGUGGAGACAACUGGCCAUGGAGAAACUGGCACCUGACUCACAGGGCCAGGGGAACGGGGAGAAUGGCACACAGGCAGACGGGAGUGAACCCACAUCCUCACAAGGUACGAAGUCCUCCCAAGGCAGUAACCAUGGCAGCAUGGAGAAUGGAGAUGAUGACAUCACAAUUUUUAAUGAGGACAUCAUCUGUGAUCACGGCAACCUCCUACCGGAUGAGAGUUGUCGCAGACUGGUGUCUGAAGCCGUGUGGAGGAGACUCCAGGCCUACUUCACCAACGUACCCGGGUUCAGGGGCAGCCAGAGUGUCUGCCAGGCCUGUCUUCUGAAGGACAAAGAAGGUGAGCAGAGAGAGGAGCUCCAUAAGCUGAUGGCUGCAGAACAGAAGGCUGCUCUGCUCCAACUGUACCAGGACAAGAACAGACCUGCCUGGGACAAGAAGCAAGCUCAAGAGUUUUACAUAGUUAGCAAAGUCUUUGUGGAGGAAUGGAGACAAUUCAUCAAGCAACCGUUGAGAUAUGAUCCAGUUAGUAACAUAGGUAACGUGUCGCUACUCUGUCCGCACAUGGGUCUGCUGUACAGACCAGAACUUAUAGGAACCGACCCUUCCAACCCCGGAUUACUAGUGUGGCCAGCUGAGUGGGCCAUCAUCUCCAAGACAUUCCUGGUGGACCAUACCAUUAGAGUUAUUAGGGAGGAUGUGGACAGGCUAGUGUCAAAACCAGCGCUGUGUGAGGAGUGCCUUGAAGCGCGGGUUCUCCAGGAGGACCAGGAGAGGAGAGAGUACUCCAGCGCCACCAUCUACAUCAGGAAGAUCACCUCCAAGGAGGAGAAGAUGGCCAGCCUUCAGCGGGCGGAGCUCAACUUGUCAUCAUCCGAGGAGGAGAAUGAUCCAGACUUUCAGCAGAUGAACACUGUUAAGAAGAGGAAAAUAGCCAAGGAAGUCACAGCAAACUGCACGGCUGCUGCAAGCAUCAACCAGGUGCGGCGCAGCUCGCGCCACCGACGCACACGGGGGGAGAAACAGUUCACCAUCUCAUCUGGACAGACGUUACGCGACCUCAAGAUUCAGGUCAUGAAUGCCUUCUCUGUGGCUCCAUUUGACCAACACCUCAUUUUGAACGGGCGCAUGCUGGUGGACGACGUGGCCACCCUGGGCAGUCUGGACGUCAUACCAGGCAGCGUUCUGCUCCUGAAGGUGGACGAACCUGUCGAGGACCCCAUGAUGAUUGAAGACUUUGCUAAAGCAAGUGUACCAGAAGAGGGAUUCAAAGGAACUGGCUUGUUGGGUGUCAGGUGAAAACUAUGUGGUGAGACCAUCAGGCAUUCAGAUGUCUCUGUCGUCAAGAGAGUCAAGAUUUAUUUUUCUAUGGAAAGCCAAAGAUACUAUCAGUGACUUGAACUGCAACUUGUACAUGUCAUUCCAUGUGUAUAACCUAGAGACUGUGAACUAAUAGGAUAGCAUUAAAGUGCAACAGUAUAGAUGAUAUGUUGACAUGGCAAGAAAGUAGGUGAAACCUUUACAUGACAAGAAAUAAAGAGAUGCAAAUAUGUUGACUGUUAUAUGUACAAUAGUGUAAUACUAGAAAGUUCAUUUUUCUCUAUUUUUUUACUAUGCUCAUGUUUUUCCUUUACUCUAAGGUCAUAUAUGACAAAUG